CUCGCAUAUUCGCCGUCUGCUCGAAUUCCUGCAGUACCAGUUAAGUCUGAACCAAGCUAAGCCGUAUCAAGAUGAGCGACCUAAAUCACGACCCCGCGUACCCGAGUUACGUUGAGGAAUACUUUGAUAAAUCCACCGAACGAGAAGUGUUCACGGAAUGGGUGUUUGCAAAUGCUAGCAAAAUUGUUGUAUCUGAUUUCUCGAGUGGAAAAUAUGCAAUUCUCGACGUAGGCACGCCAGACGGGGACACCGAUUUGCAGAUUCUGUCGCUAAUAUGGCGGAAUUUGGAACCGGGCACGGAGACCUCUUUCAGAAUUGUGAAUGCUCAGGCAGCCGUGUUGGAGAAAUACAAAGCUGCCUUGAGUUCCAGCAAGAAGCGGGAAUACAAGAAAAUUGCGUUUGACUGGCGCGCAGCGAGCUUGCCUGAUUACCUCGGAGGAAAAUCAGGGGAGUCUGGUGGAUGCAAGAUGAAUUUGGUUUUCUUCAUGCAAAGUUUAUAUUACGAAGAACCCGAACAAGUACUGGUCGAUGUCUACGACAAGGAGUUGGAACACAACGGUGUGAUCGUUUGCGUUGUACAAGAUGAAGGCAAUUUUGCAGUCAGAAUGCAGAACGAACUUCGGGGCAAGGAUUUUCCGAAGUCGAAGAGGAAUGUCAGCGGUAAGGAUAUCGUAGCAGUGGCGGAGAAACACGAGUGGAAAUGUGAGGUAGACACACUGGAGUAUAUCGUAGAUGUUGGCGAAUGCCUCAAACAAGGCUCGAGCAAAGGCGAUAUGCUGUUGGAUAUGAUGUUCAAUGUCAAAGAUCUUCGGAAGCAAGCCCCAGCCGAUGUUAGCGAGCACAUCACGAAGUCCUUAGAAAAGGAAGCCGCCUCUAGCGGUGGCUCGAGGAUUCUCCGCGAAAAGGUUGCAAUAGUUAUGAUCUACAAAUGACUGAGGACAUUGGCGUGUUUGCUAUAUAUGGCUACUAGACACGGAUUUGUUGGUUUUAAUAGAUAGGUAAGAACUUAACAUAACAUGCUCAAAUGAACAUAGCGAAUUAUAGAAGUGAUUGAAUUUGAAUAUCGAAAUUGUUAAUGCAGUAACUUCUCAAUUGAAACUUUGCGAGUAACUUCUCCACGUCUUUUGUAUUUCUUUUAUAUUCCAU
This is a messenger RNA of Dendronephthya gigantea, 1146 nucleotides long. RefSeq names its product histamine N-methyltransferase-like. The record is from RefSeq and is a predicted model, not a curated record. Bases 72 to 932 code for a protein of 286 amino acids. NCBI's taxonomy places the organism in Eukaryota, Metazoa, Cnidaria, Anthozoa, Malacalcyonacea, Nephtheidae. The transcript has 2 exons.